AGCACCAGAACUGGUUUGGGAUGGACGAGCAGCUCGGACCCGUGGCUAUAUCGAUACGAAGAGAAAAAGUCAUACAUCCCGAGAGUCAGAUGACGACCAGUCUUAUGCAAUAUCAGUAUAGAUUAGUAAUUCGAACCUCUGAAUUGCAAACCUUACGGGGCGCUGUCUUAGAGGACGCUAUUCCCAACAUCAAGGCAUCCAGCAACCCCAAAACCCUCAAUACCAAAGAAGUUCUCGAAUAUGUAGCUCCUGAAAUCCAACUAAGCUGUCUAAGGCUUGGCGUUCAUAAUCAGCAGGCGAUUGACCAGAUUCUCAAGUUGGACGAACAGGGAUUGACAAACCAUUACAAGGUGGGUAUUAUGUACUGCAAGGCAGGACAAAACUCGGAGGAGGAGAUGUACAAUAAUGAGGAAGCUGGACCAGCUUUUAUUGAGUUUUUGGAGACGAUAGGGAAGAAAGUCAGGCUAAGUGGUUUCGAUAAGUACAAAGCAGGAUUGGAUAAUAAAAAAAUUGAUAUGUAA
Molecule: messenger RNA, 521 nt
Organism: Anoplophora glabripennis (Asian longhorned beetle)
Lineage: Eukaryota; Metazoa; Arthropoda; Insecta; Coleoptera; Cerambycidae
Product: signal-induced proliferation-associated 1-like protein 2
Exons: 3
Biological process (GO): activation of GTPase activity; regulation of small GTPase mediated signal transduction
Cellular component (GO): cytoplasm
Molecular function (GO): GTPase activator activity
Source: RefSeq, a predicted model, not a curated record